Molecule: messenger RNA, 3345 nt
Organism: Coregonus clupeaformis (lake whitefish)
Lineage: Eukaryota; Metazoa; Chordata; Actinopteri; Salmoniformes; Salmonidae
Gene: galm
Product: galactose mutarotase
Exons: 7
Coding region: 218-1252 (344 amino acids)
Biological process (GO): glucose metabolic process; beta-D-galactose catabolic process via UDP-galactose, Leloir pathway
Molecular function (GO): carbohydrate binding; aldose 1-epimerase activity
Source: RefSeq, a predicted model, not a curated record
UCAUAAACAUUGAAAAAUGUUACAUUGAAGUACAAAGUCCAUGAUUUGUGUUGCAGGCUACGCACAUGUUUCCAUCUGGAACUUGCAACAAAGUUUCUCGUGAAUGUUACCAGCCUAUUGUUUCUUUAUUGUCCAUUGACGACAAACAUUUCCGUGUGCAAGUUCAUAUGAUCAAAGUGAGAAAUCGUGUCAAAGAUAAGUCUGACGUUCAGGCAACAUGGCACUGGUACUAAUGGAGGAAUUCGGUGAGGUACCGGGAGAAGGACGUGUAAAGAAGUGGACCCUGAAAUCGUCCAACAUCACAGUGGAAAUCAUAACACUAGGGUGCAUCAUAACAGCCAUCAAGUGUAAAGGCAAGAAUGGAGAGGUCAAUGACGUCGUUCUGGGUUAUGAUGAUCUUGAUGGCUAUCUGGCCAACCCCAAGUACUUUGGCGCUGUUGUCGGCCGGGUAGCCAAUAGGAUCGCCAAGGGCAGAUUUGUGGUCGAUGGGAAAGAUUAUCAACUGGCCAUCAAUAAUGGACCUAACGCUCUCCAUGGAGGACUGAGGGGCUUCAGCAAGGUGAUAUGGGCAAGUGAGGGUGUGGAGGGGGGGGUUCGGCUCACCCUCACCAGCCCAGACGGGGACCAGAAUUACCCCGGGGAGGUGCAGGCCUCUGUCACCUACACCCUGGAGGGGGACACGCUGAGCAUCCAGUACCAGGCCCGCUCCACCAGAACCACCCCCAUUAACCUCACCAACCAUUCCUACUUCAACCUGGCUGGACAGGGCUCAGCUGACAUAUACGACCAUGAAGUCUCCAUCAGCGCUCCAACAUAUCUGCCUGUGGAUGACACCAUGAUCCCCACUGGCGAGGUCAGAUCAGUGGAGAGCACACCCUUUGACCUUCGGAGGCCAGUUCUGAUUGGCCCACGGCUGAAAGAAGUGCCUGGGCCUGGGUUCGACCACAACUUCUGCCUGUCAUCACCUGGAGAUGCUUGGACAGAGCGUGUGUGUGCAAGGGUAUUUCACCCAGCGAGUGGGUGUGUUCUGGAGGUCAGCACCACUCAGCCCGGUGUCCAGUUCUACACAGCCAACUUCCUGGAUGGCUCUUUCAAAGGAAAGGGUGGGGCCUCUUACCCUAAACACAGUGCCUUCUGCCUGGAGACACAGAACUGGCCUGACGCUGUCAACCAGGCCUUGUUCCCCGAUUCUCUGCUGAGACCAGGGGAGGAGUACCGCCACGUCACCCGCUUCACCUUCUCCACUGCCUGACGGGGGGGCGGGGGGGAGUCAUGGGUCAGCUUCACGCCGGGAGCGACCAAUCAGAAUCCCAGCCACUGAUCAGAGCUGAUCCUUUGCUGAAUGGAGGAAUGGAGCGACACGGAACAGGAGUUGUUUACACUCUAAUCAGAAGGUUGAUUUUGUAGUAUUCAAAAACCAAUCUGAGAUGGACAGGUAAUGAUUUUGAAAUGAAAAUAAUGAUGACAUGAUUAGAGGUGUGAGUUCAUAAAGACACACAGGUACCAAUUUGACUCUCAAUUUCCUCCACAUUGCUUUCUUCCCUUCUUUUUACAGCUGGACUUUGUACUGCAUUAAACAUUGUAAUAUCCACUAUCAUAUGAAGUUGGCUUUGGGCCCUGUUCAAAUUAGGCUUUAAACUCACAUAAAUAGUACAUGCAUAAGUAAAUUAUCUUCCACUUUCCUUUGUUGUUGGGUAGACAGGGUGUCUUUUGCUCCAUUACUCACUCGUACAGUUGCGGCCCAAAAUAUUCGCACCCUUGGACUUUUCUUAAAUAAUUCCCUAUUUCUUCUCAAAUAAAUUGAAAUUGAAAUAACUUUUGAUAACUGCCAACACAUACUUAUUGUAGCCAUCAAUGAGCUUGCUGCACCUUUCUACUGGCAAUUUGGCCCACUCUUCAGCAGAAAACCGCUCUAAUUCUUCAAUGUUUGAGUGGUGCCCUCCACCAACUGCUGUUUUCAGUUCUUGCCAUAGGUUAUGGAUGUUAUUCAGAUCUCGUCUCUUCGCUGGCCACCCCAGAACAGUCCGUCAUUUCUUCUUAAACCAUUCCAGGGUGCUGUUGAUGUGUGUUUGGGGUCGUUGUCCUUCUGGAAGACCCACAACCUUCAACAGAGACAGUUUUUUGACACUGGGUUGAACAUUGGACUCUAAAACACCUUGAUAAUCUGCUGAUUUCAUGAUACUGUGUCUUGCACACAUUCAAGGCCCCCAGUACCAGAGGCAGCAAAGCAACCCCACAGCAUUAUCGAACCUCCCCCAUCUUUGAAUGCUUAAUUUGGUCGUAGGUAAAAAUAGGAAGACCCAACUGCUGAAGGAGACACAAGAUAGCCUGAUUGAACUUCUCAAAAACCCAUCUAAACAAGCCUUAAUUCUGUGGACAAAUUAAACAAAAUUAGAGCUCUUUGGCAAUACAGAUCAGUGCUGUGUUUAUUGACAACCAAAUUAAGCAUUCAAUGAAAAGAACACAAUUAAAGAUGAGGGAGGUUUGAUAAUGAUGUGGGUUUGCUUUGCUGCCUCUGGUACUGGGGGGCCUUGAAAGUGUGUAUGGCAUCAUGAAAUCAGCAGAUUAUCAGGUGUUUGAGUCCAAUGUUCAACCCAGUGUCCAAAAACUGGGUCUCCAUUGAAGGUUGUGGGUCUUCCAGCAGGACAACGACCACAAACACAUGUCAAAAAGCACCCAGGAAUGGUUCAGUAAGAGAUGCUGGACUGUUCUGGAGUGGUAGGCGAAGAGUCCAGAUCUGAAUCACAUCCAAAACGUAUGGCGAGAUCUGAAAGUAACAGUUGGUGGAGGGCAUCCCUCAAACAUUGAAGAAUUAGAGCAGUUUGCUGCUGAAGAGUGGGCCAAAUUGCCAGUAGAAAGGUGCAGCAAGCUCAUUAAUGGCUACAAGAAGCACCUGUUGGCAGUUGGUCUAACCAAGUACUGGCUCUGGGGUGCCAAUACUUUUGUCCAUGCCAUUUGUCUUUAUUUUCUAAAUUAAAUUGUAAACUUAAGUUAGCAAAAAUAAAUGUGGUUCUGCAAUGUUGAAAAUCCAAUAACAAGGUGUGGUGACAAAGUUUUAUUUAAAUGUAAUUUAUUUGAGAAGAAAUAGAGAAGUAUUUAGGAAAAGUGCAAGGGUGACAAUAUUUGGCCGCUACUGUAUGUAUUGAACUCCCUGGAAUGUAUUAAUUUUGUAUCUCAUUGGUAUUCACUGGAGUGAUGAUUGAUUAUGGGACUCAAUAUUGGACUCUUGCAAUUCAAUGAUAACAACCAUUAUAUUACCUCUUCUACCUUGAUGUACAGUGCCUUCAGAAAGUAUUCACACCCCUUGACUUUUUCUGCUUUUUGUUGUGUUACAGCCUGAAUUUA